CACCCAGGGCAGCCAGAUCAUCGGGGGCAAGGCUGCAGCCCCCCAUUCCCGGCCCUUCAUGGCCUCCAUCCAGCUGGACGGCGAGCACGUCUGCGGCGGCUUCCUGGUGUGGCCUCGCUGGGUGAUGACAGCCGCCCACUGCUUCGUUCCCAGGCGCAGCCCCUCGGUGCGGGUGGUGCUGGGAGCCCAGCGGCUGCAGGAGCCCGAGGGGUCCCAGCAGAUUUUCAGCGUGCUCGAGUCCAUCCCUCACCCGCUGUACACCCCCGGUGCCGCGGACAACGACAUCCGCCUGCUCCGGCUGAACGGGUCGGCCGCGCUGAACGAGUUCGUGAAGCGGAUCCGCCUGCCCUGCCCGCACAUCGACCUGAAACCCGGCACUGUCUGCACCGUCAUGGGCUGGGGGGACACCUCCAACUUCGGGGAGCAGCCCACGGAGCUGAUGGAGACCAACACCACCAUCGUCAAGAGGAGCCUGUGCCGGACGCUGUGGAGGGGCAAGGUCUCGGCCAACAUGCUGUGCGCGGCCAGCCGCAGCACCAGGCUGCAGGGAGUCUGCUCUGGAGACUCCGGGGGACCCCUGGUGCUCAAGGACAAGGUUCAUGGCAUCGUGUCCUUCUCCGGGGAGAGGUGUGGGGACCGCAGGUUCCCUGACAUCUACACCAAGAUCUCCAAUUACAUCGACUGGGUGCAUCACGUUGUGCGACGGUUCCGCUCUCAGGAGGGGGGGCUGAAGCCCUAG
This is a messenger RNA of Melospiza georgiana, 739 nucleotides long. RefSeq names its product serine protease 57 (gene PRSS57). The transcript is spliced from 4 exons. The coding region runs from base 59 to 739 and encodes 226 amino acids. Gene Ontology annotation, biological process: proteolysis. Lineage: Eukaryota; Metazoa; Chordata; Aves; Passeriformes; Passerellidae. Gene Ontology annotation, molecular function: serine-type endopeptidase activity. The record is from RefSeq and is a predicted model, not a curated record.